This is a messenger RNA of Diaporthe amygdali, 276 nucleotides long. RefSeq names its product mitochondrial import inner membrane translocase subunit tim-9. Lineage: Eukaryota; Fungi; Ascomycota; Sordariomycetes; Diaporthales; Diaporthaceae. The transcript is spliced from 3 exons. Bases 1 to 276 code for a protein of 91 amino acids. The record is from RefSeq and is a predicted model, not a curated record.
AUGGAUCAAGUACUUGGAGGACUCAACGCCAACGAGCAGCGCGAGCUCGAGCAGCGCAUGCAGAAGCGCCAGGUGAAGGAGUUCGUCAGCCUCUUCGGCAGCCUGGUCGACAACUGCUUCAUGUCCUGCAUCGACGACUUCACAUCCAAGGCCGUCUCGUCGCGUGAGAACGGCUGCGUCGCCCGCUGCGUGCAAAAGACCAUGGCCACCCAGGCUCGGCUCGCCGAGCGAUUCCAGGAGCACAACGCCGAGAUGUCCAACAAGAUGGGACAAUAG